Messenger RNA from Protopolystoma xenopodis, 186 nucleotides. The record is from the annotation of a GenBank genome assembly. Lineage: Eukaryota; Metazoa; Platyhelminthes; Monogenea; Polystomatidea; Polystomatidae.
UGUCAGCUCAUCGAAUUAUUUGAGUACUGCAAUGGAGAGGUUCGCUUCCUGAUUUGUACAGAUGUUGCUGCCCGUGGAAUCGAUAUUUCUGGUCUUCCAUUCGUCAUCAAUGUCACCCUUCCGGAUGAGAAGCAGAAUUACGUUCAUCGAAUCGGUCGUGUCGGUCGUGCUGAAAGGUUUAUUUAA